This is a messenger RNA of Anolis carolinensis (green anole), 4570 nucleotides long. Its product is annotated as zinc finger protein 721-like. Lineage: Eukaryota; Metazoa; Chordata; Lepidosauria; Squamata; Anolidae. The record is from RefSeq and is a predicted model, not a curated record. The transcript is spliced from 8 exons. Gene Ontology annotation, molecular function: RNA polymerase II cis-regulatory region sequence-specific DNA binding; DNA-binding transcription repressor activity, RNA polymerase II-specific. The coding region runs from base 222 to 3767 and encodes 1181 amino acids. Gene Ontology annotation, biological process: regulation of transcription by RNA polymerase II. Gene Ontology annotation, cellular component: nucleus; nucleoplasm.
UCCUGUCCCUCUAGGAACCAAACUCUCUCCCCUUAACCCUUCCUUGCCCGGCUGGGAGAGAGAGUUUGCCCCUUUGGCCACCCACUCCUCCUGCUCCUUCUCCUUCUGAGGAAAUGUGAUUGUUGGCUGAGAAUUUUGGAGUAGAGCCUGUUCAGUUGAGAGAAGAGGGAGGAAGAGCAUCUUGGAUCCAAUUUGCUUAUUCAUCAAACAGUGGUUCCACAAUGGAGAAACCCAGCUCACCUAGACUUGAAGCAGGCAGGGCUGCUGAGAGCAGUUGGGAUUUCUGGGAAAGAACUACACAGACUUUCCUGAACAUGUACAUACAUCGCCAGCGCUUCAGGCAGUCUUAUUACCAAGAGGGCGAGGGACCCAGAGAGGUUUGCAGCCGCCUCCACGAUCUCUGCCGUCAAUGGCUGAAGCCAGAGCAACACAGCAAGGCUGAGAUGCUGGACCUGGUGAUCCUGGAGCAGUUCCUGAGCCUCCUGCCCCCAGAGAUGGGGAGCUGGGUCCGAGAGUGUGGGGCAGAGACCUGUUCCCAGGCGGUGGCCCUGGCGGAAGGCUUUCUCCUGAGUCGGGCAGAGGACAAGAGGCAGGAAGAACAGGCCCAAAAUAAGUACACUGAAGUCUACCCUGAUGUCCCUGAAUCAAAGAAACCUCCAUCAGACACAAUCCAGAGUCUCCUGCAGAAGGAGCUCAAGCAGGAAGGAGAUGGGACUAUAGCCUUGGCGGGGGCUGGAAUGAUGUUGUUCCCGAAUCCUCAUUUGUUUCUUCCCUUUUGUGAUGGAGUGGAACUGAAUCAGGGCCCAAUAACCUUUGAGGACGUGGCUGUCAAUUUUUCCUUGGAGGAGUUGGUUCUUCUGAAUACUGAUCAGAAAGUCUUGCACAUGCAGAUCAUGGAGGAGAUUCGUGGGAUUGUGGACUCUCUUGCAGAUAACUGGAAGAAGAGCAAUGUAUGCACCAAGCACAGGAAGCAUUUGGGACACAACGGGGGCCUUUCUAGACACCAACAAACCCACAGUGAAGAUGAAGAUUCUGCCAGAGAAUGGCCUUACAAAUGCAAUGUAUGUGGGCAGUGUUUUAUGCAAAAUAUGGCACUUGUGCUUCACAAGACACUCCAUACUGAAGAAAGCAACCUUAACAGGAAAGUAUCAGCAAAAUAUGUGGUUGAUUACAAAUUGCCAGAUCUGUGGCAACAAGAAAUCUUUGAAGGAACCGAGGAAUUCAUAAGCCAGGAGUGUGGGAAAUCUUUUCUCCAGAGUUCACACUUGAUGAUACAUGAGAGAUUUCACACAGAACAGGAACAAUACAGUUUCCAGGAGUGUGGGAAGCAUUUUGCUUACAGUUCACAAUUGAUGAGCCACAAAAAACACCACGCAAGAGAAAAGCCAUACCAAUGCCGGGAAUGUGGGAAAUGUUUUACUUACUAUUCAGAUGUGGUGAAGCACCAAAGACUCCACACAGGAGAGAAACCAUACCAAUGCCAGGAGUGUGGGAAAUGUUUUGCUUACAGUUCAUACUUGGUGAAGCACAAAAGACUCCACACAGGAGAGAAGCCAUACCAAUGCCAGGUGUGUGGGAAAUGUUUUGCUGACAGUUCAGCCUUGGUGAGCCACAAAAGAGUCCACACAGGAGAGAAACCAUUCCAAUGCCAGGAGUGUGGGAAAUGUUUUGCUGACAAUUCAGCCUUGGUGAGCCACAAAAGACUCCACACAGGAGAGAAGCCAUACCAAUGCCAGGAGUGUGGGAAAUGUUUUGCUUGCCGUUCAAACUUGGUGAGGCACAAAAGACUUCACACAGGAGAGAAGCCAUACCAAUGCCAGGAGUGUGGGAAGUGUUUUACUCAGACUUCAUCCCUUAACAAGCACCAGAAAAUACACACAGGACAGGAGCCAUACAGAUUCCAGGAGUGUGGAGAAUGUUUUGGUGAUAGUUCAGAGUUGGUGAGCCACAAAAGACUCCACACAGGAGAGAAGCCAUACCAAUGCCAGGAGUGUGGGAAAUCUUUUGCUUACAGUUCACAAUUGGUGAACCACUGGAGAUCUCACACAGGAGAAAAGCCAUACCAAUGCCAGGCGUGUGGGAAAUGUUUUGCUCACAGUUCACACUUGGUGAGCCACAAAAGACUCCACACUGGAGAGAAUCCAUACCAAUGCCAGGAGUGUGGGAAACGUUUUAUUGACAAUUCACACUUGGUGAGGCACAAAAGACUCCAUACAGGAGAGAAACCAUAUCAUUGCCAGGAAUGUGGGAAACGUUUUACUAACAGUUCACACUUGGUGAGGCACAAAAGACUCCACACAGGAGAGAAGCCAUACCAAUGCCAGGAGUGUGGGAAAUGUUUUACUAGCAGUUCACAUUUAGUGAGCCACAAAAGACUCCACACAGGAGAGAAGCCAUACCAAUGCCAAGAGUGUGAGAAAUGUUUUGCUGACCAUUCAGCCUUGGUGAGGCACAAAAGACUCCACACAGGAGAGAAGCCAUACCAAUGUCAGGAGUGUGGGAAAUGUUUUGCUUACAGUUCACACUUCGCGAGGCACAAAAGACUCCAUACAGGGGAGAAGCCAUACCAUUGCCAAGAGUGUGGGAAAUGUUUUACCAAUCGUUCACACUUGGUGAACCACAAAAGACUCCACACAGGAGAGAAGCCAUACCAAUGUGAAGUGUGUGGGAAAUGGUUUGCUGAUAGUUCAAACUUGAUGAGCCACAAAAAACUUCACACCGAAGAGAAGCCUUACCAAUGCCAGGAAUGUGGGAAAUGUUUUGUUCGGAGUUCAUACUUUUUGAACCAUCAGAGAAGAUAUCACACAGGACAGGGACCAUACAGUUUCCAGGAGUGUGAGAAAUGUUUUGCUGAUAGUUCAGCCUUCAUGAGCCAAAAAAGACUCCACACAGGAGAGAAGCCAUACCAAUGCCAGGAGUGUGGGAAAUGUUUUGCUUACAGUUCACAAUUAGUGAACCACUGGAGAUCCCACACAGGAGAGAAGCCAUACCAAUGCCAGGAGUGUGGGAAAUGUUUUUCUAACAGUUCACACUUAGUGAGGCACAAAAAACUCCACACAGGAGAGAAGCCAUACCAAUGCCAGGAGUGUGGGAAAUGUUUUACUAACAGUUCACACUUGAUGAGUCACAAAAGACUCCACACAGGAGAAAAGCCAUACCAGUGCCAGGAGUGUGGAAAAUUGUUUGCCGAUAGUUCAAAUUUGGUGAGCCACAAAAGACUCCACACAGGAGAGAAGCCGUACCAGUGCCAGGAGUGUGGGAAAUGUUUUGCUGACUGUUCAGCCUUUGUGAGGCAUAAAAGACUCCACACAGGAGAGAAGCCAUACCAAUGCCAGGAGUGUGGGAAAUUGUUUGCUGAGAGUUCAAACUUGGUGAGCCACAAAAGACUCCACACAGGAGAGAAGCCGUACCAGUGCCAGGAGUGUGGGAAAUGUUUUGCUGACAGUUCAGCCUUGGUGAGGCAUAAAAGACUCCACACAGGAGAGAAGCCAUACCAAUGCCAGGAGUGUGGGAAAUGCUUUUCUGACAGCUCAAACUUGGUGAGCCACAAAAGACUCCACACAGGAGAGAAGCCAUACCAAUGUCAGGAGUGCGGAAAAUGUUUUGCUGCAAGUUCAGACUUGUUGAGGCACAAAAGACUCCACCCAGGAGAAAAGCCAUACCAAUGCCAGGAAUGUGGGAAAUGUUUUGUUCGGAUUUCAUUCUUUUUGAACCAUCAGAGACUACAUACAGGAGAUACAUCAUCCAAAGAGCUGGUACAAAACUAAUACAAUGAAUUGUAACAGGGAAAUUGCAGAUUGUGGACAUUCUGGUCCUGUACAAUAUACAUUCAACAUUUCCCAAAGAACACGUGUGAUUCCCUUGGCUUCAAGUAGCACUUGGCUUGACUUUGGACUGAGCUCUUCAUCAACCUUCUUCUUGGUUUCAAACUGUUGUUCGUUUUGUUGUUGUUGCUGCUUCUUUGCUUGACUUAAGAUUCUUGGAGAACUCUUUUGCUCGCCUGGACACUGCUUACAAUAUGCUGCGUUUCCCCUAGUUAGCCUUUGUUGGCAAACAUCUGAUUUCAAACAGGACCCUUUCAGAAGUCCUGCCUAAGAUUUGGUGGAGUUCCCAUUCUUGCCAAUUGAAUCCCUAAGUGGAGUUCCUCCUCUCUGGAGCUUCGUGACAAUCCUUUGAAUUGUUAAAUAACAACAACAACAGCAACAACAACAACAACAACUUUAUUCUUAUAUGCCGCCCCAUAUAAGGGACUCGGGGUGGCUCACAUGGGGAUCAAGCCCAGAAUAUACCAUAAAAUACAACAGCAAAAUCCAUUCCAAACAUAUAAACCUAUACAAACAAAAGGCAUAUAAAAUACAAUAAAAAUAUAGUACUCACAACUGACCAAUAGCCAGGUGCAGUGAGCAUAUUUAAGAUUGGAAGUAAGGCAAUAUCUUGCAACCGCUAAAGCUGGAGCAGAAUAAAGUGCAAUGGCUGGGUAUAGGUGGAGGUAAAAGGACAGUGUCAAUUGUGCUGAAUACAGUUGUCAUGUCAACUAUUCUGGAAAAAAAAAUUAAACUACGUAAUUUCA